GCAGCUUUAGAGGCUGAACUCGACAACAAGCCCUCUCCGGCUGGCCCAUCACAGCCAGUUGUUCUUUUCUUUUCCCUCUCCCUCUUUUUUCCCCCCUUCUGUUUUUUCUCGCCCUCUGGCUCAGUCACAGUGGGAGUGGGUGUGUCGAUGCGGGCCAGUGUAGCCUAGUCGCUGCUUGUGCGCACUCUGAAAAAGAGGAAAAAGUUGAUGAUGAGUUUAGUGUGAAAGGGGCCCGCCUCGGAGCAGGCUAACCGUCCGGGAAUGGCAGUUUGGACCAGAGCGGACAAAAACGGUCAACUGGACCUUCUUCUCCGCGACCGCUGGAUCCGAGUGGCCGCCGAACUGUCCCGAGAAACUCUGACUUUAACGGCCGAAGCGGAGGGAACAGGGCAGGGGGGCAGCAACUGGGACUACAACAACUCUCCGGCAGGCCUGCGAAAUGGCAUGUCGAACGGAAACGAACCGGGAACGAGUCCGGGGAACCCCAGCCGCGGACUUUCCUCGGGUCAAGACCAACUCCAGAACCACGGGUGUCGGGGGCGCAGCGGCAGCCCGGGGCGCGGGGGUGCCAGUCGGGGUCAAUACGACGGCAACUAUGGUCUAAAUAGCUCCGGGAAGUACCCAAAUAACGGCACAAACUCUGACUUUGGAAGCCCCGGCUCCAGCUACGGAAGUCCCGGGUCCAGCUUCGGGUCGAGACAAGGCGACGUUCCCGUCAGUCUGGACGGCUCCUCGGAAGCUGUGCGCAAAGUCCGAGUUGUCAAACAGGAGUCUGGCGGGCUGGGGAUCAGUAUCAAAGGGGGGCGCGAGAACCGGAUGCCCAUCCUCAUCUCCAAGAUCUUCCCGGGGCUCGCUGCCGACCAGAGCCGGGCUCUCCGGGUGGGUGACGCGAUCCUGUCGGUGAACGGGAACGACCUCCGGGAGGCAACACACGACCUGGCGGUCCAGGCGCUUAAGAAGGCAGGAAAAGAAGUCACGCUGGAGGUGAAGUACAUCCGCGAGGUUUCCCCGCUCUUCAAGAAGCCGUCCCUGGUGGCCGACCUGCCGUGGGAUGGCGUCCGCCCACAGUCGCCCAGCUACAGCGGCAGCGAGGACUCCGGGUCCCAACACAGCAGCUCUCCCUCCUUAAAAGACAGAAAGGUCAUAAGCCUGAAGAUGUGCUUCAUCAGCAGGAACCUCACUAUGCCAGAUCUGGAGAACAGGCUGUUGGAGCUCCAUUCCCCAGAUGGCCAGCACACUGUGGUGCUGCGCUGCAAAGAUGGCCCUUCUGCCAACUCCUGGUUCACUGCCAUCCACACCAACAUUGCUGCCCUGCUGCCACAGACCCUGGCUCACAUCAGUGCUUACCUGGGGGCCUCAUCCUCUGCCUCCACACACCCCCAUCUCAAACACAUUGGCUGGUUGGCUGAACAGGUCCAGCUGGAGGGUGGACGGCAGCAGUACAAGCCAGUGGUCAUGGCACUGACAGAGAAGGACAUCCUGCUGUUUGAAUCAGUGCCGUGGAGCAGAGAGUCCUGGGCCAUGCCUCUGCUCACACACCCACUGCUAGCCACAAGACUGGUUCAUUCUGGCAACGCCCGGGGUUCUCCAGCUCAGGGUUCGGACCUGGUGUUCGCCACACGGACGGGCACAGGGCGGGGCAUCGAGUCCCACGUCUUCCGAGUGGAGACCCAUUGGGAUCUGUCUUCGUGGACGCGAGCCCUUGUGCAGGGGGCACACGCUGCCGCCGAGCUCAUCAAAGAAGUCUCCAUUGGUUGCACGUUGAACAGACAGGAUGUUCGUCUGACCCUGCACUAUGAGAAGGGCUUCACUGUGACGAGGGAGCCAGUAGAUCCAGCCGGGGGCGCCGUGCUCUACAGAUACCCCUAUGAGAAACUCAAAAUGUCUGCCGACGAUGGAAUACGCAACCUUUAUCUUGACUUUGGGGGCCCAGAAGGAGAAAUGGUAUUUGACCUCCACUCAGGUCCAAAGCCGGUGGUGUUUGUCCUCCACUCUUUCCUGUCAGCCAAGCUCACUCGUAUGGGCCUGCUGACGUGAAACAACCAACAACAGCAGCGUGGACGAGAGGGCGGGCCCAGGUACGCCGAGGAGUGGGAAGACCCUCCCAAAAGGCUGAUACCUUAGGGUUGAUUUUUAUUUUUACAUUAUCAUUUGAUUUUUGUUUUUUCAGUUUCUCCAUUCACAACCGAAGUUAGGCCUGGGGCGGCGCUGCAAGGAAGAUUUAACCCAUGAGUUGUAUUGUUGAUUGUCUCAGAAAUGUGCCUUGUCUUCCAACUUCUCCUCGGCCUCUUGCAAUCAUUUCUAUUGCAAAGUCAGGUAAAAAACGUGGCACUUUGCUUGAAGUCAUGAAGUGUUAGGAGGCAGUUACAAAAUGCAAAAAAUAGCUAUUAACAAUCUCAUAACAUUCCAUGUGAUAAUGUAUUUAAUUCCAUUAUGAUGAAAGAACAAACUAAAAACGCAAGCUAAGAUGCUGUGAUGUGCUUGUGAGAUUCCAUUACCAGUGCACUUCAAGCAAAGGGUUACUGAAAGGAAGGAUUUUUUUAGACAAUUGGUAAAUGUUCUCUCUUUUAACUCUAUGCCUAUCAUUCCAUGACAGCCUUCCAGUGUAUCUUUUUAACGUAUUUGUUUGUCUUUGUUUCGAUGUGAGUGAGAGAAGCUGUUUUAGAGUCAGAAUGCAGUUAAUAGAGCAGAGAUUGCGUGAAUGAAGAAAGCUCUCUGUGUUGGUGUGUGUGUGUGUGUGUGUGUGUGUCUCUAUACUGCACGCUUCUGUUGGCUUGAUAGUGUGCCUGCUGUCUCACCUUUUAGCACGUUAUCCCAAACUACUGUUGUAAUCAGGAUUGCCAACUGUGCCUUUUUACUUGUAGUCAAAGACACUCUUUGUAAUGUUUCCUUUUUUAUUUCACACAAUAAGAGAAUUUUAAGCUUUCCACAUGCGCAAGCAAUAGUAUUACUCUUAUAGUGUAAAUCAUGUUACUUUGUUUUUAUGUUGUUUGUUUUUAACGUCAGUGUAUAUGAUAGCAUGACUUCCUGACAUUGAACUCUGCAUCAGAUGAUGAUAUAUGACAUGGCCGUGUGUCACCUCCCCUUCUUGACCUACACUACCACAUUGUCUCCAUCUCAAAAUCAUCGCAUUCCACUUUGCUUGAGAUUACUCAUCUCUUGUUACCAUUCCUACAGCAUCACUUCUCUGGCUAAAGACUAGGUAACAAUGUAUUUUAAUAAUCUGAACUGUGGCGGUCAAAGGCAUCUCACCUGCUGUGAACCCCUGCAGUAGAGAAGUUACUGAACACAUCCGAUUUUUAGCUUAUUACAGUCUUUUUCUCACAUUUUAGUGUCAGAAAGAUUAUGAAAGUUUGAGAAAAUAAUAUUUACUCAAGGUCCACUUACUAGCUUUCUUUUGAAGCUUUCAGACGCAUCUCAUGCUCAGUUGUCAUAGAGGUAACUCAGCUGUGAUCACGUUAAGCAUGGAACUUAACUCACAUGAUAAUAGGUGUUUGUAUUUUGGGAGAGUUGGUCACCCCUUCUCUGUUUGAAGUUGGUUUCUGCUGGUCUCCUUUCUCCGGCCGUCCACUGACUCCCGGUCGAUGACCUAUAACCCAUUUCCAGUUGAUGCUGUGAAUGAGUUUUGUCAAGACCCGGGGAAAAAAGAAAAUUUUAUUUUACUCCGUUUUCCUGUGAUAACGGGAUAAUUAUCUUGUGAUCUCGAGAUAACGACUGUUGUUUUCUCGUGAUAAAAAGAAAAUUUUCUCGUGAUAAAGAGAUAACAAAACAGUAGUUUAACACGGGGGUUGGCAGGAAUGUUUCUUAAUGGUAAUUUCAAGGUGGUUUUAGUGUCACUGAUUAGCCUUUUCAUAUUCCUCUUCAUCAAAGUUGUUAUAAAGAUGACUGAUUCACAAGCUCACAAUUAAUCACGUGCUGGAGUGUGCGCAUCGAAAAUUGUUGUAAAGAAACGCACCUGCCGACCCCUAAUAUGAGCUACGGUUCGUUAUCUCGAGAUCACGAGAAAAUUAUCCCGUUAUCACGAGCAAACAACAUUCGUUAUCUCAAGAUCAUGAAAUAAUUAUCUCGUUAUCACGGGAAAACGGAGUAAAGUAAAAAUAUGAAUCGAUGGCGGCUUAGGGCUUCCGCACUAAUGAGCCGACUGGGGAUUGAAAAUGUUAUCUGCUGAGUAAGACUCAUUUAUUGAGAGAUUUUCUCCUACUUACGGUGAAGUGUAGGAGUAACCUUUAAGUUCAGCUCUCAUGUGAUCACAUGUUUGAUCACAUAUAUGUACAGAGCAGACACAGCCAAUCAGAGACAAGAAUUCAUCUUACAUCUGGCGUACUGUUCCGUUUUUUUACAAACAUUCCUAACUCUGUGAUACAGUAUGUUGUUCUGUUAGAACUUAAUUUUAAUCUUAAAAGCCCAUUUUAUUUGUGUCAACACAUUCAUAUCUCCAGUUGCAAAUAACAUGUGAAAUAUACAACAACACAAUAUAUUUAGAAUAUAUUAAAAGGGAUGAGAUAAGAGGGAAUUGGCUGUAAUCGAACAAAAGAAAAAUAAACUUCAGUAAAGAAAUGUUGUUGCAUGGUACAUGAGGUACAUCAGAAAAAAACAAAAAUAAAUAUUCAAUCAAAUGCUAAUAGCAGGAUAAAGAACUAUUCUGAAUGCGACAUGUUAACAUAUUAUUCAUCAUGAAACAUGUCUAAAGGUGUUGCUCUGUUUCUGUGCUGCAACCGUCGAAUCCACUCUUAACCAACUUUAGAGACAUCUGCAGUCUGUUUCCGGUAUCCAUUCAGUCCUCACUGUUCUAACAAUGUAGUGUGAGUGAGGUCACAUGAUGACAACUGAGAUGCAGUUGCAAGCUCUGUGCAAAAGCUAGUGAAAAGUCCGAGAGUUAAGGUUAUUCGUCAAACAAGCUCAAGAAUGAACUUUCAAGUGCUUAAGAAACCUUUUUGGAACUAAAAUCCCAUUGCAGACCUUAUGGUUGCUGUCAAUCAGUAACAUCCAAACAACCAAUUGUUUAUUUAUUUAUUUCACACAGGCCAGUACCCCUAAAUUUGGUAAAUUUUUGGCACUAAAAUCGAGGCGAGUUGAAGUUCGCUAAACCAAUUACAGUCUUCCCUUCGGUUCGUCUGCUCAGUCCAGUGCCUGUAUUGAGACUUGACUCUUUAAUGAGUUCAACGUGACUGUAAUUGACACAUUUUCAUAACCUUUAUUUGGUCCAUGGUACAUGUUGCUAAAGUGACCCUUCAGUAGAGUCUCUGUGUUCUUUUGGGUCUCAAACAAUGCAGCAUUGUGUCCACUGACCAUGCAACAUAGGAACACAAGGUAACCCUUCUGUCCUCAGACAGGGAGCGCAGUCAGAAUGGCCUCUUUUCUGUUUUAAAUUCUGUCGUCUUUGUGAUGAUUUGGCUUUUUUAUAAACCUGAAAAUGUGUAACCAUAUAUUCCUCUGGCUGUAUAGCUCUUUUUCAUGUAUAGUUAAUGAGUGGCUGUGUUAAAGGAGAAGCAGACUUUGCUUCCCUUAAAACAUUGUGUAUGUGGGAGGUUUGAGUUAUAUUUGGCCUGACAUAAAGGCUGGCUUCUGCAACAUUUAAAGCAAUAGUAAAGUGUUGCACGCCAUCAUCCUACUGUUUCACCACACUUUUCAUUUUGUGUUCUCUAACCCACUGAACAGAUCUGAUUGUCUGAAGUUAGUAAACCUUCAACAAGCUGCAGGCCGUCCCUCUUUGAGCUUGAUGCACUAACCUAUCAAACCCCUGUAAACCUGUGAAUGUACACCUCCUCUCUUCUUCCAGAUUAUUGUUUUUCAAAUCCUUUCUCUUUAUGUUCUGAAAUUGUGGCUAUCCUGUCUAUGCAAAGCAAUGCUUCAAAGAAGGGGUUUUUGAACCAAAGGUAAUAUCUGUGGCAGCUUGCGUCCAACACAAUCACUGAACUGUCACAAGAGUAUAAAGUGCUGCUGCAACAACCUGUCAUAUGCAAAGUAUUUUAGACUUCCAAGAUAUGGUAAACAAUGUAUAAUAGCAAUGUAGUAAUCUCAAAUGUAAAUACCUACCAAUAAAACUGUUACAAAUUACA
Molecule: messenger RNA, 6059 nt
Organism: Micropterus salmoides (largemouth bass)
Lineage: Eukaryota; Metazoa; Chordata; Actinopteri; Centrarchiformes; Centrarchidae
Gene: sntb2
Product: syntrophin, beta 2
Cellular component (GO): intracellular anatomical structure; dystrophin-associated glycoprotein complex; synapse
Molecular function (GO): structural molecule activity; protein binding
Source: RefSeq, a predicted model, not a curated record